Messenger RNA from Calliphora vicina (urban bluebottle blowfly), 2484 nucleotides. RefSeq lists its product as uncharacterized. The record is from RefSeq and is a predicted model, not a curated record. The transcript has a single exon. Lineage: Eukaryota; Metazoa; Arthropoda; Insecta; Diptera; Calliphoridae. Bases 1 to 2484 code for a protein of 827 amino acids.
AUGACGACAAAAAUAAGUAUGGAAAGUUUCUUCGAGAAAAUUAGGAACAAAUACAACAUUCAUACUAGCAGCUUACUGAAGAAAUAUAGCAGAGAGAUGGAGAGAUUGGCUAAAUUGAUGGAGAGAACAACAUUUUUACAAGAAUGCAGACACAUGGGAAUCAUACCAACACAUGUAAGAAACAGUACAAGAACAUUAAAACAAUUAGUUACAACAAAAACAUCACGGAUAGACAUAGAGAAAAUAGAGACAAACUUACACGCAAAGUUAUUGAACAUAGAGAUAAAAGAUACACAUACAAACACAACAUAUACAAGAUCAGAGAUCAGAAAGAUUGAAAAGGAGAUGAAAAAUACACUUGACAAAAUGGAACUUACGAAAUUCAAGAACCAACAGUGGGAUAAAUUUUACAAUAUCAGAUCGAGGAUAAAACUUACACAUUCAAUGAAGAUGACGAAAUUGAAACACGAGAAGUUUGAGAAACUGAACCUCGUAUACAAUGACGACUGGUUUAUUAACCACACGAGUAUAGAGUUUGAAAUGGAACAUAAAUGGUUAUUAUCACUGGGGAACAAGUUUGCAAUACCAGUAGAUAGAAAGAAUUUCACACCUAUACCGCUUAUAGCUGACAUGGAACAAUGGGUUCAGGGUAUAAAAGAUGAUACAGAAAAGGACAUAACGCGAUCGAAAAUAGCGAACAGAAUUGCAUACUUCAAAAGGAAUCUUAGGAAUACGGGGAAAGAUAAAUUUAUACUGAGUAUAUACGAGGUCACCAGGAACUUCAUUAAGAAACACGAGAAGGACAUAAUUAUAACUACGGCAGACAAGGGGAAUAAAACUGUGAUAUUAUAUAGGAGAGAUUAUAUGGAGAAAAUGUACCAAUUAUUAGAUGACAAGAGCACAUACAGGAAAAUUGAAAUUGACCCAACAACUAGUCUUCAGAAAAGGAACAAUAACUUAAUUACACAAUUGGGAAAAGAUGGGUACAUUACCAGAUACGAGAAAUUCAACAUGACGACACAAGCGGCAGCAGCACCUGAGUUAUAUGGACUGCCAAAGAUACACAAAGACGGAAUACCACUUCGACCGAUAUCUGCAUCCAUGAAGGUACCGUGUUACAGUCUUUCGAAGUAUAUUGGAACAAUUUUGAGGAAUAUUGUGUCGCCCAAAUACAAUAUACAAAAUUCAGUAGAAUUAAAACGAAAACUGGAAAGCGUCUCAUUGGAAAAUGACGAUAUUAUGGUCUCUUUCGACGUGGUAUCAUUAUUCACUAAUAUACCGAUUCACUUGGCUAUAAGGAAUAUACUUGACAAAUGGAAAACACUUAAGGAACACACGGCAAUACCAAGGCAAACAUUUUUGAAAAUUCUUCAGUUUUGUUUAACUGAUAAUAACUAUCUCACUUUUGACAAUAAAUUUUACCAUCAAACAUAUGGUAUGCCAAUGGGAAACCCCCUAUCGCCAACAAUUGCAAAUAUUGUACUUGACACACUACUGGACGAUGUAAUUGACGAAUUAAGGGCUAAUAAUAUAGAGAUUAAGUUUAUCACUAAGUAUGUGGAUGACUUGUUUGCGAUUAUAAGGAAAUCGGACGAAGAGAAGAUAUUAAAAACAAUGAACGUUUAUCACAAUAAGAUACAAUUUACAAUAGAACGCGAGAAGAAUAUGUCAAUACCGUAUCUGGACAUCAAUAUCAUCAAGGAUAAUGGAAGAAUAAGGACAAAUUGGUACACGAAACCCACAUCUUCAGGUAGAAUGGUUAACUUCAACUCUACACAACCAUUGAAAAUGAAGAUAAGUACAGCGACGAAUUUAAUAAGGAAAGUAUUACAGAUAAGUGAUGUUGAAUACAGGAAAACCAAUAUUAAUAGAAUAAGAAAAAUACUUACAAAGAAUAGUUACCCAACAUAUAUGACGAACAAUUUAAUCAACAAAGUACUAAAAUAUGAAAAACAGCAGAAAAAUCCAAACACUGAGGAGGAAAAAGUUUUUUACAGUGUACCAUUUAUUCCCAAACUAACGGAGACAAAAACAAUGAAGAGAAUGAUCACAGAGAAAACAACAACAAUAGCUUACAAAUCAAAUAUGACACUGAGGCAUCUAUUUACAAACAACAAAACAAAAAUUGACAAACUUAAGAGUGAUAAUGUGGUCUAUGAGAUAAAAUGUGACGGUAAUGAAAGGGAGAGAUGUAACUUGGUUUACAUUGGUACGACAAAGAGAAUGUUGGGGACGAGAGUUAAUGAACACAAAACAGAUAUUGAAAAAGGAAAAAUAACGACGGCAUUAUCUCUGCACGUAAAGGAGUGCAAUCAUAAGAUGGAUUUUGACAAUAUUAAGAUAUUGGACAGAGAACAAAAAGAGAACAAACGAUACACUCUUGAAAGCUUAAGAAUACAACAAAAAAUACACAAUACAAUGAACACGAAAGAGGACAAGGAUAACACAAAACUGCAAUAUUCCGCUGCAAUAUUUAAUUAUUAA